Molecule: messenger RNA, 1774 nt
Organism: Lasiosphaeria miniovina
Lineage: Eukaryota; Fungi; Ascomycota; Sordariomycetes; Sordariales; Lasiosphaeriaceae
Exons: 3
Coding region: 478-1464 (328 amino acids)
Biological process (GO): nucleosome assembly
Cellular component (GO): chromatin; nucleus
Molecular function (GO): chromatin binding; histone binding
Source: RefSeq, a predicted model, not a curated record
CGGGUGACUCUCCAAGAUCUAAAGGACCUCAAUGUCUUGCGACUCUGUAAAGGUUUUUUGCUAAGGGAGCUAAAGUCAUUUGAGUCCCUAUUUUAGAAUCCUAGAAGCCUGUCCAUUCUCUCCUAUUAAAGACCUCAACCAAUUGGUUUAUUUAUUAUUUUAUUUUCUUUCCCGCGUACCACGCCAACAAUACAAUCAUUCAGGGAUUGGGAUGUAAAGAGCUCGGACCGAACUCUGGCAGAGGUCCCGACGCCUCCACUGAAAUCGUCCCCCAGAUCUCACCGCUCGGCGGCCCCAAAUAAAUCGACCUAAGCCAAUGACGUUUUCCGCGCGCCAAGCCCUCUCACAAACUUAUCACAUCGGCUGAACCAGCCAUACUACGAACGUAAAACAAUAAAACCAUUCUACCUUUGCGCCCUCACUUCUACUAGUCUUCAUUCCAAAAGAACCAGGCCCUUGUGACUGGCAUACCACAAAAUGGCGUCUCCCGCCAAAGAAUCGCCAAUCACGUAUUCGCAGCUAGCCGACCUCGAGAAGGAGUUUGACGAUGUCGACAGGGAAAUAAUUCGCUACCAGGCCGAGCUGACGCGGCCGCUGUACGAGAAGCGCCAGAAGUUCGUUGACCAGAUACCAAACUUUUGGGCGCUGGUGCUCGAGCAGGCGCCGCCCGAAAUUGACGGGCACAUCCACCCUUCAGACUCGCAGGUGCUGCUCACUUCGCUCACCUCGCUGUGGGUUUCGCGCUUCGAGAUUGAGAACGGCGGGACAGGCAACCCGCGCAGCGUGGCCAUCCGCUUCGAGUUCGCCCCCAACGCCUACUUCGAGGACACGGUCCUCGAGAAGAAGUUCUGGUACCGCCGCAGCAAGGGCGGCUGGGGGGGACUUGUCAGUGAGCCCGUUGACAUCAAGUGGAAGCCUGGCAAGGACCUGACGGGCGGUCUUCUGAGUAUGGUCAAGGCGGUCUGGGACGAAGAGCAGGCAGCCGCCGAAGGGUCUAAUGGGGCCGCCAAGAAGGGGAGCGGGGAGCUCACGCCCAAGCAAAAGGUUCUCAAGAACAAGAUUGAGAAUACCGGGGUGGGAGGACAAAGCUUCUUUGCGUGGUUCGGCUACCGCGGAAGGGCUGUCUCGGCCGAGGAGAGCAGAAUAACAGUGGAGGAGGAGAAGCAGCAGCGACAGCUCAGGGCGACCAGCAGCAGCUCGGCUGACCAGCAAAUGAAAGAGACGGCGGAGGACGAGGAUGAUGACGACGAAGAUGACCUCGAAAUCUUCCCAGACGGCGAGAUGCUCGCGCUGGCCAUAUCGGACGACCUGUGGCCGGGGGCCCUUUGGUUCUUCAAGGAAGAAGGGGACGGCCAAAGCGAGGACGAUUUUGAGUCGGAGGAAGAGGGCGACGACGAGGGCGAUGACGAUGCACCGCAAGACGGCAGCCCCGGUGCGAGGCCGGCCAAGAAGAGAAAGGCAUGAUAGGUGCGGGCGGGCCGUUGCAUCUCAUUCAAGUAUCGCAGAUGAUGUUUAGUCGCGACUCUUAUGUCCGGCACAUUUUUUACGCAUCGCCAUUCACAUAAGCCGGAUAUCCUAUAUAGCUCGACUGAUAUAUAAAACGGGGGUUUCUCAAACCCCGACACAUAUUUGACCUAGAUCUAGCGUCGUUAUCAUCUCGCAUGUUUUCAGUGGCAAGGGGCCUUUUGGAGGCCGGAUCCCCACCACAGCAGACGGCGAACGGGACACUGAUACGUAGCGAGGUUGACACCGCGGGAGCGUCCUAAGGGAUUUA